Molecule: messenger RNA, 474 nt
Organism: Coccomyxa subellipsoidea C-169
Lineage: Eukaryota; Viridiplantae; Chlorophyta; Trebouxiophyceae; Coccomyxaceae
Exons: 5
Coding region: 1-474 (157 amino acids)
Source: RefSeq, a predicted model, not a curated record
AUGGUGCUGACUACGUGGUGGGGCGCGAGCGUGACAACGGAGGUGGAUGAGCGGAACCCCAGAACAGUUUUGAGAUACGAUGCCCACGAUGGCUUUGAGGAGGAGGAUGUGGAGGUGAUCUUUGUAUCUAAAGAGCACUUGAAGGACUGCAGCACGGAGAGUGAACUGCAUUGGAUGAGGGAGAGCGAGUACGAUGAGGACGAAGCGCAAGGUCAGGAUGAAGACCCGGAUGCCCUCAUCUCUAUGGAGGACCUCCUUGAGCAGGCUGGAGGGAUUAAUGCUCCUCCCUUGGAGCAAGAGGCCAUGCAGCGCCUGCAGCAGCUACCCAUGGACCAUCAGCUGCAUCUGGCAGAAGCCUACCGCAACUUUGUGGAGCACAUGGCGGUAACGCUGCGCACCAAGGGGCAGGCAAAUGGCGGCGUUCUGACAGAGGCCCAUGUGCACGAAGCCAUGGGAGAGCUGGCAAGGAAGUAG